CCAGAGGAACACAAAGCGGACGUGCUAUUUGCACCUGAAGAGUCCAAGCUUGCACCCGAGGAACACAAAGCGGACGCGCUAUUUGCACCUGAAGAGUCUGAGUUCACAGGUGGAUGGCGACGGACGGCAGUUGAGGAGGAUUUAGCUACAGAGUCCAAUCUGUCAGCUGAAGAUACCAAAGCAGAUGAGAUGGAUGUACCUGAAGAGUCCAAGCUUGCACCCGAGGAACACAAAGCGGACGUGCUAUUUGCACCUGAAGAGUCAGAGCUUGCACCCGAGGAACACAAAGCGGACGUGCUAUUUGCACCUGAAGAGUCUGAGUUCACAGGUGGAUGGCGACAGACGGCAGUUGAGGAGGAUUUAGCUACAGAGUCCAAUCUGUCAGCUGAAGAUACCAAAGCAGAUGAUACAAGUGUACCUGCGGAGUCCAAGCACACAGGUAAAGAUACCAAAGCAGAUGAGAUGGAUGUACCUGCGGAGUCCAAGCUUGCAGGUGAAGGAACAAAGGCAGAUGUGACGUCUAAGCCCCCAGACACCCAGGAUACAGGACUAGAUUUGCUGGGUAGAGACUAUCAGUAUAUUCCAGCCCUGGGAAAAGACCAUCAAUAUCUGGCCAUUUUGCCAGGUGGUCAGAGGAUGCUGGAUGAACCCGAAGGCCAAGAUUCCUCAGAAGAUGUCCGGGCUUGGUAUCACACCAAGGUGGAAGUCCCUAUUUGGCUCCUGGCUAUCAUGACGGUGAUACUCAGUGGAUUUAUUUUCAUGUCGGUCGCCAUCUGCAUCUGCAAAGCAAAGAAUCAGUGGAAACAAAAAUCAAGAUUAAAUGAAGAAGACCAACUGACAAGCGUCGUUGUAAAAUAAAACAAUAGAUUUUACAAGGAAAGGAAGUUAUUUACCAAGCCAACAAAUGAGGAAAUGGAACUAUAUCUUCGAGGACGUGAUUCGGGAAUUGGAAAGAGAAGGGAGUAUUCCACCCUAUUAGAACACAACAAUUGGUGUUUUCAGCUAUAACCUGCGGCGCUGAUCAAGUGGGGAAAACCUGAUGGGGUGGUUGUACAACAGUCCGGGUCAGGACCAUGGGUGGGCAGGAGGAGAAGCUGCCCUGGGCACUGUGGUAUUAUGUGGG
Molecule: messenger RNA, 1123 nt
Organism: Rana temporaria (common frog)
Lineage: Eukaryota; Metazoa; Chordata; Amphibia; Anura; Ranidae
Exons: 4
Coding region: 190-858 (222 amino acids)
Source: RefSeq, a predicted model, not a curated record